AUGGUGCUCCUGCAGUACACUUGGGACUGUAUCCGAGGAUACGAAUCAUGGCUCAAGUCACCUUUCUUCCCCUGUCUCUUCUCACUAGCAGUUUAUUUGGGCUUCUGUCUGCCCUUUGUGGUGCUGGACACCCUGUCUCCAAGAGUGGCUCUCAUCAGGAAAUACAAAAUUCAACAGAAAAGCCAUGUCUCCUGGAGUAUGAUGUGGUCCUGCUUGGCUCUUGCGCUGUACAACCAUGUGGUGUUUAUCUUCCCACUGAGCGUGCUUCACUGGUACUGGAGACCAGUGGUCUAUCCAGAGACAGCGCCUGAGACCCUGGAGGUGAUCGGGCAGCUGGCUGCCUGUCUUCUGCUCUUCGACUUCCAGUACUUCAUCUGGCACUUGUUGCAUCACAGAGUGCCUUGGCUCUACCGCACCUUCCACAAGGUGCACCACAAGUACACCUCCACUUUUGCCCUGACCACAGAGUACUCAGGAGCCUGGGAGACUCUGUCAUUGGGCAUCUUCGCCGCGGUGAACCCCAUGCUGCUGGGCUGUCACCCUCUGACAGAAAUGCUUUUCCACGUGCUGAACAUGUGGCUGUCUGUGGAGGACCAUUGCGGCUAUGACUUACCAUGGUCUACGCACAAACUUGUGCCAUUUGGACUGUAUGGAGGUGCACCUCACCAUGACCUGCACCAUCAGAAGUUCAAGUCCAACUAUGCUCCGUACUUCACGCACUGGGACAGACUCUUUGGCACGCUGCUCUCUGAGUAA
Messenger RNA from Chanos chanos (milkfish), 756 nucleotides. RefSeq names its product cholesterol 25-hydroxylase-like protein. Gene Ontology annotation, molecular function: iron ion binding; oxidoreductase activity. The transcript has a single exon. NCBI's taxonomy places the organism in Eukaryota, Metazoa, Chordata, Actinopteri, Gonorynchiformes, Chanidae. Gene Ontology annotation, biological process: lipid biosynthetic process. The record is from RefSeq and is a predicted model, not a curated record. The coding region runs from base 1 to 756 and encodes 251 amino acids.